Molecule: messenger RNA, 604 nt
Organism: Vigna angularis (adzuki bean)
Lineage: Eukaryota; Viridiplantae; Streptophyta; Magnoliopsida; Fabales; Fabaceae
Product: protein ASPARTIC PROTEASE IN GUARD CELL 1
Exons: 1
Coding region: 83-604 (173 amino acids)
Biological process (GO): proteolysis
Molecular function (GO): aspartic-type endopeptidase activity
Source: RefSeq, a predicted model, not a curated record
AUUAAUCAAAUCGACUUCGUUUUCGUACUGUCUCGUGGACCGUGACUCCGACGCCGUUUCCACUCUUGAAUUCGACUCGCCGAUGCCGCGCAACGCUGUCACCGCGCCGCUUUUGCGGAACCCCGAGCUCGACACGUUCUAUUACCUCGGUUUGAAAGGAAUCAGCGUUGGUGGAGAGACUCUACCGGUACCUGAGUCGAGCUUUGCUGUCGAUGCCACCGGAGGAGGCGGCAUCAUUGUCGAUUCCGGCACGGCCGUGACACGGCUACGGAGCGAGGUGUACGACGCGCUCCGCGACGCGUUCGUGAGGGGGGCGCAGGGGUUGCCGAAGGCGAACAGUGUGUCGUUGUUCGACACGUGCUACGACUUGUCAUCGAGGAACACUGUGGAGGUGCCGACAGUGUCGUUUCAUUUUCCUGAGGGGAGGGAGUUACCGUUACCGGCGAAGAAUUACCUGAUACCGGUUGACUCGGUUGGGACAUUUUGCUUCGCGUUUGCACCAACGUCGUCGUUGUCAAUCAUUGGGAACGUGCAGCAACAAGGGACACGUGUCGGUUUCGAUAUCGGUAACUCGCUCGUUGGAUUCUCUGCCAACAGCUGCUAA